Messenger RNA from Danio rerio (zebrafish), 5528 nucleotides. The record is from RefSeq and is a predicted model, not a curated record. Lineage: Eukaryota; Metazoa; Chordata; Actinopteri; Cypriniformes; Danionidae.
UCAUGAAAAUAGCUCAUAAAUUACACCAAAUAAAGUAUUUUAAAAAUGGGUUCAGGGGUAUAGUGAUGGUAGAGGAAUAUAAUAUAGAUUGUACAGCUUAAAAAUCAAUACAUCAAUGAAAAGUCCCCAUAAAGAUAGCAGCACAAGUGUGAUUGAGGACGGAUGUGUGUAUGUGCCUGUAUAAAAAAUAUGGUAAAAGAUAGCUAACACAAAUAUGAAUCAGUCUUAAAAAGCUACUCAAUGUUGUGCUUUUUUCUGUCUAUUCUGAUUCUGGUGGUGUUUAGCCGAUUGGUUUGUUGGGGGUUAGAGAAAGAGCGGGAGAGAAAGUGAGUGACAGAGCGGGGGUUGGAGCUCAUUGUGAGCAGCAGUGAGUUAAUCUCUUUAGCGGCACACGUCUUAUGUAAAGAGGUGUAAUGGUCUCUGCCUCUUCUUGCCCCCAAGGGUCUUUGGGGGGACACCAGGGUUCAGUAUCCCAGCAACAUUUACAUGACGGUUAUUCCAAAAAAAAAAAAGAUAUGGAGGGGGAAAAAAACUCUGAAUGGUAAUAAGAUCCGCCCCCUUUGCAUGGUAGACUCUUGUCUACAUCGCAGUCUACAGAGUAUUCAGUGGUUCAGUCAAGGACAAACACAUUCUGACUCCUCGCAAAGAGGAAAUACCAAGGAGAUUUGAUUCCAAUUUGACAAAUGCUGCUCAUGUGGAUUUAUUUGUUCCAAGAGUUUCCCAGUUGGGAAUAAGAAGGAUCUCCACACAAGGCUAUGAAUACAUCAGACCUUCCUCCAUCAUUAAAAUUCUGUAAUUACACACCUGCCACUACCAAGACCACCACCUGCUUUCUCCAGAUGUCCCAGGCAACAUGGGUAGUGUGAGCAGUUUGAUAUCAGGCCAUAGCCUCCACAGCAAACACUGCAAAGCUUCUGAAAACAAACUCAAAAAGGGGCUUCAGUCUAAGAAAACAGGCCAUAGUUUGGAUGGGCUUCUGAAGUAUGGCUUCGCUCAGGACCAUUGCAACACCAACAACAACUCAAAAGUCAGCUAUGACUCAGGCAAAAACGAUGACUUCUAUUACAUCAAGGUCAGCAACAAGCCCCGAGCUGUUCAACUAAACAUAAAUACAACUGAAGACAGUCGAGGAAGAGCAGCUGAGCAGCUUCCGCUGUCUGGAAAACUAGAAAAGAGUAUAGAGACUGCUUUGAUCAGACCCACUGCCUUCAAACCUGUUCUUCCACGAAGCAGCAGCUCCUCUGUGGAAACUCAUAACAACUUGAGCACAAUCCUGGGAAGGAGAAUUAGUCCCAUAGAUAGACUCAAAGAUCUUCAGGACCCUAAGCUGGAGACAAAUUCAGGAACAUUCUCUGACUCUGGAAGGAACUCUAUGUCCAGCCUGCCCACCCACAGUACCAGUGGCAGCAGCCAGAUGGACAACCUAGGCACUUCAACUAACCACAUGGCACGCCAUGGAGGCCUUGCUCAAAACACAGACACAUCUCAAAACCCACAGGGGGGAAUAGCAGGGAUGAAUGGCAAUUCUGGAUUCAGUUGGAUGAGUAGUGGGACAAAUGGAAACAUGUGGUCCAAUGGAUUUAGCGAAACAAACAGAAAUUGUGAGUCCACAAAUGGCAACACAAGAUCCAUCGGCGUCCUCAGUGAAAGUGUGGCAGCUGCGAUAAGUUUAAACAGAGAAAUAACUGCUGCAGCACUGACAGUUUUAUCUACAGAGCCAAAGACCGAUUUCACUGGAAAUCAAGAGCAGCUUCUGGAACACAGGUUUACCUUUUCAGAACAAAGCUCAAAAAAACCCUCACCUUCUGAGGGCUGUGUUCGAUCACCAAUUUCAAUGGAUGAAUCGCUCAUACAGCAACUCGAGCAGAAACUUCUGGAACGUGAAUCUGAGUUGGCAGAGUUACAGACAAGUCUUGAGGAAAAAGAGACAGACACAUGCCAGCUAUUUGAGGAGAAGCAACGCUACUGUGCAGAGGAGAUGGAGGGGCUAAAACAACGCUGUUCUACAAAACUUCGUCAAGUGUCCCAAAGGGCUGUGAAAGCCCAACAGUUAUUGCAGCUUCAGGUGAUACAACUUCAGCAGGACAAGGAUCGUCUGCAGGAGGAGGUGGACCAGCUUAAUCGUGACAGGGACACUGCAGAAAGCAGAAUCCGAAUCUAUGAAAGCCAGAAAAAUCUUGUACCCACAUUAGAGGAGACGCAGUGGGAGGUGUGCCAGAAGUCAGGUGAGAUUUCUCUGCUAAAGCAACAACUCAGGGACUCUCAGACUGAUGCUGGGAAUAAACUCAGUGAGAUUGUCACUCUCAAAGCUUCUCUGAAGGAGUCCAGAUGCAAAAUGGAAGAACUGGAACAGAAAAUCAAAGAGUGUGAGGAAACUCUUCAUCAACGGAGUGCCGAGGUUGAGGUGUCUAAGAACGAGUUUCAAAGAAAGAAGAAUGAGGCUGAUCUCCUCAGGGAGAAGGUGAACAAGCUGGAAACAGACAUCAAGGGCAUGAAACAGGACCUUCACAUGGCCAAAGAGGAGCAACAGCAGCUAAUGGCCAUGAGGGCCAAGGUUGAGGAGCAACAGCUGCAGCUGCAGAUAAGCCAAGCACGGAUGGAGGCCUUUGGGUCUGGUCAUGCCAAAUCGAUUGCCCAGGAGGGAACAGGUGCCUGUAAAACACUGAACCAUAAUGGAGCAACCAUAAACCUGGAUAACUUGCAGAAGGAGGUUGAAAAGCUAAGAGGAGAACUGAAGGAAGAGAAGCAAAAGAAGCACAAGAUGAUGAAUAGCUUUCAGCAGGAGAGACAAACAUGGAAUAAAGAAAAGGACAAAGUAAUCAGAUACCAAAAACAGUUGCAAUACAAUUACCUGCAGAUGUACAGAAAGAACAGAGACCUGGAGAAGAUUCUGAAGGAGUUGACUGCUGAGAUGGACAAAAGGACAGAGUUGGAUAUGGACAGCCAUAGUGCUGACCUGAACUUUGAUAAAAUUGUAGCUACAGAGAUAUGAUGUCAUAGAGGAUGAGUGUUUUCACAAAUUGUCUUCAAAGACUGAAUACACAAAGCAAGAUUUGAGAGGCCAAGAAGUCAGGAGAUGCUUGAAACUAAAAAUUAUAAUAUUCUUUGUACAGACCAUGAAAAGCUUUUCUUCUUUUAGAUCUAUCACGUCAUUUGGAUAGAGGUCUUCACAGGUCCAAUUGUAUCCGAAAACCCAAGGUCCCACCUGAGACCCACAUUUGCUCAGGUCCAAAACUUUGUAGAGUGCCUUGGCCAUGGGUUGUUUUCAGUAUUUUCAUUAAAAAAUAUAAAUGGUUCUAUACGGACCCAAUAAAACCCAAAAUGUUAUUAGAUGCAAUGACAUACCAGGGUGUAAUUUGCACGUUCCUGUGGACGCAUUUUUGAGAACAGUAAGAAACAUUUGGGACGUCAAACACAAAAAUCCAUCUUAAGAAAUGAUAUUGAUCAAGAAAUCACACUCGCUUCAUUAUGCAAGGUCAUACAAGGUAUUUAUUUAUUGGCAGAGUUGAGUUAAAUAGUAUUUACAGAUGACACUGGCAAAUCCUUGAUUCAGCAGAGCUGUUGAAAAAAUAACUGUCAACUGGUCAACAAUUGCAAGUAGUUGAAGAAAAAAUGUGUAUCUUUGAGACUGGAAAUAAUAAGUAACCUUGGCUAUAAGGCCGCAGACUGUACACAUCUCAAUGCUGUUUAUGUUAAGGUCCAAUUGGGUUCUAAAAAAAUGGCAUCAGAUCUGUAUGAACUUUGAGGGAAAAAUUGCUUGUUCUUUUAAAAGAUAAUUUCACCCAUUUGGUUUCAGGUAAGACAUCAUUCUGGUUGAAUACUUAUUUUAGAAGACCUCUACAGUGUGAUAUCAACCAUUUGCAUUUCUUUAGAAGUUCCUUGGUUAAGGUACAUUAAACAAUUGAAUGAUGUUCAGUAAAUAUUGUUUACUAUUUAACAGAUCUCACUGACUUGGUGCUUACUAUAAUAUCACAUCUAUGACUGUUGUCACAAAAAAUCGUUAAUUCUGCAUUGACCACAGUUUUCUGUCUGUCAGCCAUUUUAUGCAUUUGCAUAAGGACAGCCCAUAUAUAGUUAACAAGUGUCUAAGAGAGUUACAGCAAAUAAUUCAAGUCAAGAACCAUGUUCAGUUUUAUAAGCAGUUGACAACUGUCAGUUUGUAAUGCAAGGCAAACAUGAUGCUAGCGUUUAGCGCUUUGAUCUCUGAUUUCAUUGGUCUCAACAUUACAACUAGGGGCGUUAAUAUUUAAAAGAGGGCGUGUUCAAUUUAAUGAUUAAAUUUGUAAAAGUUGUUUACAGCACCUUUAUUACUCAACCAAAUGCUUUACCUCUACAUAAUCUCAAAUAUCCAGCUUUUCUUGCCUGAACAGUAUGAAUUGUAUGGCCUCACUGCUGGGUUGGCGGAGUGAUGUGAAUGUUUUCUUUGCUGUAAUUGCUAAUUUUGCACUGUCUCUUUCUUAUAAAUGACAAUAAUCCUUAUCACUGAUGUCACAGCAGACAGGCUCAUAGAAACACGUUUUGUAUACAAGGAUAUGGUAGCUUGUAGAAUAAAAUGUUACAAUUGUAAAUGCACUGUUCACAAAUUGUUUAUUUAAAGUAUUUCAUACAUCAUUGGCAGCUUAUAAACUGGGCACUGUACCAUUGCUGUACUUUCAACUUUGAAACCUAGAUAUUGUACAAUUUGGUUGGUAGUCUGGUAGAUGGUAUGAUUGUGAAUGAAAAUGGCAAUACUACUAUCCACGGACACAAUAUUUUAAAUAAAAAACAAAUAUGUUUCACAUAUUUAAAACAGCACAUUUGUAAUAGAGUAACAGCAUUUUGAAAACUGUACAAUUAUCAACUAGGCACAAAAAUAAAAACACUAAACUAUAUGAAUGUCAUAUAUCUUUUGCAUUAAAAUUAGAUGUGAAACACAUGCUUAAUCAUGCCUUUAGCUGAACAUUUUCUUCUAAUAAGCAUAAAUAAAAUUUAAGACUACAACCGCAUGAUUUUAAAAGUAAAGAAACUAGGGUUUAAGUUACUGGACAACAGUGAUCUGCUAUAUUUUACUUUUACAGUAAAAAGAACUCUUGAAUUUUUUAUUUCUUCAAAAUGCUCCACAAAACAGUAUAAAAAUACACUGUACACAUGUUUUUCAGUAGAAAAAUAUGAUAACAGAUUCCUCUGCCCUAAUUUAUAGCACUUAAUCCCUAAAGACACAUAUGUAAUACUAUACAAUACUAUACUUAACGCUUCACAGGGCAGUUUUUCCCUAAAAUUGCUUUUGGAAAGGCUGAGGUGAGACAGCAGUGAGACUGUUUCUGUUUAUCAUUGUUCUAUCAUGUGAAAUUGUCCAAAAUUCUGCCUUGUAAACUGUCUUCCUAAGAGCUUCCGGAAGUCUUAAUUCCAUGAGAAGAGUUUGAUAAUCAUAUUAUUGAUGGGCAGGGUGGCUGUGUGGCGUAAGGCUGUCUGUAGGUACAUCUGAAUGCUUGUAUAUUUGUUAUUUAUUGUCUUAUUUUUUAUUAAAUAAAUUAAGGUUUGUUUCUGAA